UAAACUAGAAAUAAAAGAAAAAAGAAAGAAAGAAAGAAAGGAAUUCCAUUGAGGUUUUUAUAGUUAAUAAUACAGAGAAAAUAAGAAAUUUUUAGGAUCCAAUGUUUUGCCACAUGAUACCAACCCAACCUUAUUUCCGAUCAGAAAGGACAAUGAAUCUAUAUGUCAGUUAAAAGUUUUCCUGUCGUGACAAGGAAGGAAACUGGACUGGUAUUUCCUAAGACAGCAACAUGGCCCCCAUACCAGUGAUGUCACCAUGUGGAGGCUUAUCAACUGUCUAGCUGAAACAAAAGUGGCUGUCUGGGUCUCAGACGGGGAGUCCCACGCUUAGAAGAAAUAGAUCUAUCAAGGAAACAAAUUUGCAGCGCCCAGAGAUGAAGAGAUCAACAUCAUGGCUUUGUACUUUGGCUACUCAGCUAUCUCUUUGCUUUGCUCUCUACAUAGUUAUCAACUUGGGUCAGCCUGAAAAGUUGGUAUACAACGAUAAUAGUGGGCCUCUUGACCUGUACUUUAUCAGUGUUAGAGGAGGCUUUAGACCACUUAAAGAACAGAACCAUCUUCUCAAACUGAUGGAGAAUGUGGCGAAAGCUUACGAUGUAAAGCUUGUGGUGAACAUUAGUGAGCUUGGGGAGGGUGAUCCACUCCUUCAGAAUGUGACCAGGCUCUCUCCAUUACUGAAAGUUCCCUGGUACACCACUGGAGUUUCUAAACAGGACGGACUUGGUUGCUUUCUCGAGCAAAUCAAAUUACCUAAUGGGAGAACAUUAGCUAUUGUCAGUUUGAACACUGCUUCAUUGCAGGAUACAAUGCUUGUGGGAUCAUCAAGUGGCAUGAUGGACAAUUUGUUAAAUUGGCUGACAAGGACACUAGAAACCACCAUUAGUAGCUGGCGCAUGGUAGUUGGAUUCCACCCAUUGGUUGCAUGUGAAGAGAGUGAGGAGCAAAUGGUUGUAAAGCAGAUUCAUGAGCCUCUACACCAAAUAUUUAUGAAGUUUGGAGUGAAUCUUUACCUAAGCCAGCAAGGUUGCUCUAGCUAUGCCCUUCAAGAUAGUGUUGCUUAUAUAGGUAACCCGGGUUUGAUUAAAGAGAACUCUCAUUUGCCUUCUGCCAAUGGAAGAUACCUAGUUAGAAAAGAAAUGAGUAAUGGGUUUCUUCUCCAUAGACUCAGCUUGCUGGAGAUGGUGACCUACUUUGUUACCUCAGAAGGGAAGGUCGUGAACAAAAUUGUAGUCCAAGAAAGGGGCAAAGGGGUCAUGUAAAUGCCUAGUGGUGAAAGCACAUUCAACAAUUCUCUGACGCCAGUGUUCAGCUGCUUCCAGAAUUUUCAGUUUUGUUUGAUCUUCUCUGAGUUAACCCCAAACUUUUCAACAGUUCAUGUAGAUGGCAUUCAAUUGAUGAGACCUCCACCCUCUAUUGGGGUGAUUGUUCAGCUUGUUCCUCCUUGUAAAUUAGCACUGACAAAUUUUGUUUGUCAUCAAAUGUUCUUUCUUCUCUUCAAAAUAUGUUGAAUGAUCCUAACAGACAUAGUCCAGUGCUAUCAGGUUGCAUACCAAGCGAUAAAAAUACCCUGAAUUUAAGUUAAA
This is a messenger RNA of Theobroma cacao (cacao), 1583 nucleotides long. RefSeq names its product Calcineurin-like metallo-phosphoesterase superfamily protein. The record is from RefSeq and is a predicted model, not a curated record. NCBI's taxonomy places the organism in Eukaryota, Viridiplantae, Streptophyta, Magnoliopsida, Malvales, Malvaceae.